Sorghum bicolor (sorghum) is the source of this 1440-nucleotide messenger RNA. Its product is annotated as aspartyl protease family protein At5g10770. Gene Ontology annotation, biological process: proteolysis. The record is from RefSeq and is a predicted model, not a curated record. The coding region runs from base 4 to 1401 and encodes 465 amino acids. The transcript has 2 exons. Gene Ontology annotation, molecular function: aspartic-type endopeptidase activity. NCBI's taxonomy places the organism in Eukaryota, Viridiplantae, Streptophyta, Magnoliopsida, Poales, Poaceae.
UCCAUGGCGUCUCCUCUGCUUCUGUUCGUUGUUUUGUGUAGCUACUGCAGCUACAUCUCUCAUGCAGACAACGAGCAUGGGUUUGUAGUGGUGCCACGCAGGUCUUACGAGCCAAAAGCAGUAUGCUCUGCAUCCAGCGUGAACCUGGAGCCGAGCAGCGCUACUCUGUCAGUACCUCUAGUGCACCGGUACGGACCGUGCGCGGCGUCACAGUACUCUGACAUGCCGACGCCGUCCUUCUCCGAAACGCUCCGCCAUAGCCGCGCCCGCACAAACUACAUCAAGAGCCGAGCGUCCACGGGCAUGGCGAGUACGCCAGACGAUGCCGCCGUGACCGUCCCGACCCGACUAGGUGGUUUUGUGGACUCACUGGAGUACAUGGUCACGCUGGGCUUCGGCACGCCAUCCGUGCCGCAGGUGCUCCUCAUGGACACCGGCAGCGACGUCUCGUGGGUGCAGUGCGCGCCGUGCAACUCUACCGAGUGCUACCCGCAGAAGGAUCCUCUCUUCGAUCCAAGCAAGUCUUCCACCUACGCUCCCAUCGCCUGCGGCGCCGACGCGUGCAACAAGCUCGGAGACCACUACAGGAACGGCUGCACGAGCGGCGGCACCCAGUGCGGGUACCGCGUCGAGUACGGAGACGGCUCGAGUACGAGGGGCGUGUACAGCAACGAGACGAUCACGUUUGCUCCGGGGAUCACCGUCAAGGACUUCCAUUUCGGCUGUGGCCACGACCAGCGCGGUCCCAGCGACAAGUUCGAUGGCCUCUUGGGGCUUGGAGGCGCCCCGGAGUCGCUCGUCGUGCAGACGGCGUCGGUUUACGGUGGCGCCUUCUCGUACUGCCUCCCGGCGCUGAACAGCGAAGCCGGGUUCCUAGCCCUCGGCGUGCGGCCGAGCGCCGCCACCAACACGUCGGCCUUCGUGUUCACGCCGAUGUGGCACCUGCCGAUGGACGCAACGUCGUACAUGGUGAACAUGACAGGCAUCAGUGUGGGUGGGAAGCCGCUGGACAUCCCGCGAUCGGCGUUCCGUGGUGGCAUGCUCAUAGACUCCGGCACGAUCGUCACCGAGCUCCCGGAGACUGCGUACAACGCGCUGAACGCAGCGCUGCGGAAGGCCUUCGCGGCGUACCCCAUGGUGGCAAGCGAGGACUUUGACACCUGCUACAACUUCACCGGUUACAGCAAUGUCACCGUGCCGAGGGUCGCGCUCACGUUCAGUGGCGGCGCCACCAUCGACCUCGACGUCCCCAAUGGGAUUCUGGUGAAGGAUUGCCUAGCCUUCCGGGAGUCAGGCCCAGAUGUUGGCCUCGGCAUCAUCGGCAACGUGAAUCAGCGCACGCUCGAGGUGCUCUACGAUGCCGGGCAUGGUAAGGUCGGAUUCCGAGCCGGUGCAUGCUGAAGCUGUAAAGCAGUAUAUAGUAUACUAGUGAAAGGCGCG